Messenger RNA from Rubroshorea leprosula, 1797 nucleotides. Lineage: Eukaryota; Viridiplantae; Streptophyta; Magnoliopsida; Malvales; Dipterocarpaceae. The record is from the annotation of a GenBank genome assembly.
AUGUUCUGUUCAUAAAGAGUUGGUGAGGUAUUUGUUUUGUCUCGGAUUGUGUGAAGCCAUUCACCACUCGAAAUGAUCCUCAAUUUGAGUUUUGGGGACAAAACUCCUUUUUAGGGGGGGUGGAUGUGAUACCCCAAAAAUUUCUAGGAUAAAUAAGUGAGUUAAGGACUUGAUUGUGACGAAAUGCUGUUUUGGGACUUAAUAGCAAAAUUUUUAAAUUUCAAGGGGCUUAAAAGUGAAAGAUAUUAAGAUAAGGAUCGGGUGAUUUUUUACUUCCUUCUUUCUCUCUUCAGCCGCGUGUUUCUCUUUUUCCUCUCCCCUACACCGAACAAGAGCCCCAGCCACCACCGACGCCCCCACUUGAGAGAAACCGAAUCCCAGAUUUGCUCUGCUCUGCUACUUCCGGCUACUGCUCUGCUGUGUGGUGCGAAUUGCUCGAGUUUUUGUGCCGCGAGUCCCCUGCAGAUUGUCGUCGGCUUUCCCCCAAACUGUAGCUCCGGUUUUGCUUGCAAAAUUCUGGUUCUUGAGUGUUCUGUCACCCGAAUACUUGGCUUGAGUUUCGGAUUUGAGCAUGCUUACUCGAAAUUUAAUUGAUUGUCCUGAUGAUUUGAAAGUGAUUGGUGAAUUAUGAUUUUUCCGUUAACUUCUGCCUGUUUUGUCUCCGAUGUGGUUAUGUUAUUGAUGAUCCUGCUAGUGGGGGUUAAACGCUAGCACAUGUCGACAUGUUAUUGAUAGAAUUGGUUCGUUCGAGUGUAGCCUGCCAGUGGGAGGUUUAUAACACUAGCCAUGACCUAUAGAGGAGAUGUCUAUUUCGUUCCUGCACCGCAACCAUUUUUCAUGAUUACACUUGUUGGCAUGCUAUAAGCAUGGUUGUCAAAAUCGAGUUUUAAAUCGUAAAAUCUUAAGAUUUUAAGAUUUUAAGUAUGUAUUUCGAGUAAAAUCUAUGUUAAAAUCGAAAUCUCAUGAAAUUGGAAAGGAAAAUCGUGAAAUCGCAAUUUUAUGAUAAAAUCGUUUGAAAUCUCGAUUUUACAUGGAGUGGAGGAAUCACCCUUGUGGUUGGCUGGUUGCUUUGAGACGGAGGAGAUGAAGGGGGGAAAACUCGCGAAGGUUGUAGAUGUCCAUGAUUGUUGGUAUCGAUCUGCAAGUCGACCUGAAGAAGUCGAAGACCCGACCCCUGGCCUCCUCCAAGUUCACCGAGUUCGGCGGCACCUUCACGCCCCUCAACGUAAACGCCCUGUCUCCAAUUGAAACCCAACACUCGAACCUCUGUGGAUUGGAUUUUAGGAUCAAAGCAAAACAGCUACAGGUGGAAGACUGAUGAUUAAAGAAAAUGAAGAAGAGGGUUCUGGAUGGAAGAAGGGUGAUGACCGGUGAUGGAGAUGGAGGCUGUUGAUCGGAGAAAAAAAUGGAGAAAGGGGAUUCUAGAUGGAAGAAGAAUCGGGCUUUCUUUUUUUUUGGCCGUCUAAAGCCUCCUCUUUUUUUGUGUGGCUUUACCCUUUAAAGAGAGGAAACCCUAACGAAAACGAUUUUAGGUAAAAUCUCGAUUUUGACAACCUUGGCUAUAAGUUUAAUAAGGGGAACUCCAUAUUUUACUUAUUGAGUUUAUCUCAUAGUUUUUCCUUAUCCACCAUUUUAGGAAACGAAACUGAGGAUGGGGAAACCAUGGGAAGUGACGAGUUAGAAGGCUAGCCAUCUUGUAAAUUGAACAUAGAUUUUAGAUAUAAUCAUGAUCUUGUAAGUUAGACUGUAUUUAGAGAUUUUAUGAUAUCAGAGUAAUAUUAAAGAUUUUAUCUUCAG